AUGAGCCGCCGAAAAGCCGUUCAAGAAGGCGAAAGUGGUCAGCAAAGCGGUAAAAUUAAUUCGUUGUUUUGUAAAAUUUGUGUCGUCUUGUUCCACAUCUCACUUUUGAAUAUUUUCGCCCUUUUUUGCACUUUUAAUACAUCAAUGUAACAAUAAUACAAAGUGAAAAGUUUCAGAUGUCGAUCUCACAAUUCGCGUGCAGGAUAAAGGGACGAACGACCCGGACGCGUCUUCCAGAAAGUCACGGAUUGGAGCUAUUUUGAAAGUAAGAACAUUUUUGUCGAAUUGACAGAGUCAAGCACCUUCCAACGUGUUCAUCGUUUCAAGCAACUUGAAGCUUAUUGUUUGCCCAGACAUUUUUCGGCAGAUCCGGUUUUUUGGGUCGUUCUAUUGCUCUUCGCGUGAACGGCGGAUUUCAAAGUGGAAUAGUUCAAGAGCGGAAAUAGAAAUUUCUGAGAAUCAAUUCGAUUUUUUUGGAAGGAAAAUGAAAAUUUGAUUGUUAUCGCAGCUUUUUGAAAUCGGAGUGUCUCAUUGUUUACACAGAGUUUCAAGAAAACACUUUUUUCUGUGACGCAUGUUUUUGUGGGUUAACGUUCAAAGAUUAUUUAAGUGAUUUUUCUCAUUUCUUUAUCCAAAAACUUUUUCGAAGGGAAUUUUGAAACUGUUGGUUUUUAUUUUAAAAUUUUUUCGCUUUAGUAAAAUGCUGGCACUUUCUGAAGUGCCAUUUUAUUAAAAACUUUCAGAAAUAUUUUUGGGUUCGUGAUAUCAUUUUAGUAGCGAAAUCGAGCCCUCUAAUUUAAUACUUUGGUAUAGUUUCCUUCGAAAAAGUUUCUCGCAAAUCUAAAAAAAAAGGUGUUUUUUCAGGAUGGCCCAGCUAGGCUGAAAGAAGGCGCUGCUGAAACUAUAAAAAGACCUUUAACUGGUAAUUUUUUCGGCUUGAUAAUUGUUGAUUCGAAAGCUGUAAUUUAGGCCUUUUCCGUCGUCCUGGAUCGCGAGGCCGGAAAAGGGAAGAAGAAGAAGAAAUGGGCACAGCGCAGCCACCUUCAAACUUUCGGGGCAUUAGUAAAAUUUGUGAGUUUUUUGUGGCUCUUUUUGGGUUUUUUUCCUUUUCUUUGUGUGUGAGAAUGCCUUCUUCUGUCGGAAAAUCUAGAUGCUACUCUUCGCCUUAAGACCUUCAUGACAUUCCUAUGAGCUCCUUCAAAAAGAAUAACAAAGACUUUCAAAAUGAUUUUUCUAAACUUCCUGUUUUAAUCCUCUCUGAAAAGUUCAACGACGUGUUUUAGUGUUUUCUGAUCUAAUCAUUGUUCGGUUAUGAAACAAAAAUUGAUACGGCGUGGCUUUAGCGGAAGGAAAAGAUAACAAGGUUCACAUAAAAUGAACUACGAAAUAGUUCUAUUGUACAAAGACUUCAGGAAUUCUCGCCGAGGUUUUUGAAUUUGCAUAGACAAACUUUGAAAAGGCUCCCAACAAGGUUGUACGGAAGAGAUUUGCGGAAAAAAAACUUGAAAUGAAAUGUCUGAAAGGAAAGCUUUUUUUAUGCCUUUUGUAAAUACUGGUGCUUUCUAUAAAAAAAUAUUUUUUUCAAUAUUUAUCUUCCAAUUAAACAUAGCUUCACUAGUGUCAACUUUUCUCCGAUGAAAAACAUUUUUCUUUCGGGGUAAUUUUGAUUUAAGUGCAUUUACGUUAAUGUCUUCCUUGCAAACCUGGAUUACAAGCAAAAUGUCAUUUUCAGAAGGAUUUCUGGUGAUUUAAAGCUCAGUAAAUCUUUAAACUGGAUUUCUAAAACAAGGGGUUCUUUUGUUAGAAAUUUCCUAGUCAAAUUUUUUUUUUGAAGUUUUCUGUUUUCUAAAAUGACUAUCUUUAGCGUCGGCCCUAGAAGACGUGCACCUGAACGAAGAUUCUCCGCGCGCAGCUCCAAAUGUCCUGAGAGCUCCCAUCGAAGGAUCGGGACUCGAAGAAGUCGCUCGAGCCCCUCAACUCACGUCCACACAGCUCGAAUCCAUGCUCCAGGAGGAUUCCGUCAACGACAGGACGGCUCAUUUGCACAAGUUUGAGAAAAUUGGUCAGUUUUUUUCUUGAUAUUCUUUGUUGUGCUUUCUUGCCUUCUGAUUUUCGAACUGAGCUUAGUUUUCUUGUAAAUUAUGAUGAUUUUUUAAAAUUUUGCUUAAAAUGCUCAGUUAGAUCAUUUUAAUGAGCUUUAAAGUUUUGUGCAGAAUGAGAUGAUAUUUUGAGUUUUGUCACUUUGAUUUUCUAAAAAAAUUUUUGCUUAUGGAGAAUUUUCACGACAUAUAGAAAAAAAGGAAAAUUUGGCCUCCUUAGUUCAAUAUGCAGAGCUAAAUUUGUAGUUUCACCUUUUUUUUUUACUUUUGCAAGAAAAAAUAAUUCUCUAGUAUUUUUUUUUCAAUUUUGUAGGUUAUUAACGAUCGCUGUAAUGCUAAAGAAAACAUGGAUGAAAUUUUCGAAAAAAGAAUUUUUCAAAAAGCGCCUUAAAAGAUUUUUUUAGUGAUACAUUUAUUCUAUACCUUUUUCACACGGGAAAAAACUUAAUGAUUUAGAAAAUGGGCCUAAAACCUAAUUUUACCGAGAGCAUUGAUGUUCGACCUUUCUCGUUGCACUUUUCACUGCUAUUCGACAAAUUUAAUCGAAUAAAUCUUCUUUUUUUUCAGACCUCUCCUUGCUUUCGCGUGUUCUUUCGCUGGAGGAAGAGGUUCACGAGGAAGACACGGCCUGGACCUGGGACCACCUGUUCACUUCCUUGUCACAAGAGCUUCGCGAAGAAUGGAGUCAUGAUAACCUUUUGACUGGAAGAAUGUGAAUAUUCGUGUACUGUGAUAAAUAUUUAUCAAUUUCUAUUCCAGUUUGGUUUUUGUUUCUUGAGGUGGAUGUUCCCCUUUGAUAUUUGACAUUUGACGUUAGAUUUUAGAGUAUUUUUUGUGUAGUUUCACACCAUUUUUUCGUAUUUCACGAACGAAUAAGGAUCAUUUAUAUACUUGUUCUUGGAAGUACACAAGAUUUAGAUGAGAAAAAAAAUGAUAAAAAUUUCAUUUUUUCGAGUCAAAAUAAACCAUUAGACGUCAUCUAAACACCUGAAAUUCCUGUCAUUUUUAAAGUUUAAAAAAAAUAGGAAUCUCGAAAAAUUCUUCAAAACUUUUCUGCCUUUUUUCGGACAAAAGUGAAUAGUUCAUGAAAUUGUCCCUUUUUUCCCUUUCGAGGGAUUUGAAACUCCUCUUACUUAUGAAUGAACAACUCCAGAAUGCGGAUCAGGCCGGCUAGCCUGUAUCGCAACGUGUUACUAGGCCUUUUUGGCUUCGGCGUCUUGUACGGCAUCUACAGCAUCGUCGCCUACGACGACGGCUCCCAUGUCCCUCUCCACAAGCCUCAGAGACACUUGUACCUCACUGUUUCGAAAGAUCGGUACGGUUUUGGGCUUUGAAAGUUGUUUUGAGGGGUCGGAGAAAUAAAAAAACGUUUAGAGUAAGACAAAGUUCAUUAAUAAGUGAAAAUAUCGUUCGUCCAUAGCGACUUGACAGUUUUCGCGUGUCUGCUUCUCUCUGUUCCCUCACCGGCAAAGUCAGAGAAACAUGGAAACAGAACAUAAACAUGCGAGAGACGUCGAGAGAUGAGGAGGGCGCAGAGAAGUCCCGCCCUUUCAAGUCGCGAAAAACGGACUAUAUUGAAACCAGGAACAGAAAAUUGAGUUUUGAAACGAACCAUAGUGAUUUAGAAAUCAUGAAGGGGGAAUCAUUGCCAUUUUUACAGUUUUCCAACCGAUCAACGUAAAAUUAUGUAGAGUUUAUGAUAAAAUCAGUUGAGCCAGUGUUUUAAAAACAAAAACGAACUCCAAAACCCCUAGAACUUUCAAUCCUACGAAUCGUUUUCAAAAUUACAACGUGAAAAGCAGGAUUUUUUCCACUUUUUUUCUUUGAGUUAUAAUGAAAGCACACAGUUUCUUCAAUAAACUAGUUAAAAUAUCCCUUCCAGAAUAAGUGAUCGAUUUGAUAACCUUGCGCCGAAAAGGAUUCUGUACUGGACGAAGGUUUUCGGUCAGGAAAAGCAUCAUUCGGCCCUUUCCGACUGUCCUGGCUUGAAUGUAAGCCUCGUGGAUUGAAAAAACGAACCUUUUUUUGAAGGAUCGCUGCAUAAUCGACACGAAUCGGGAUCAGAUUUCGUCGGCCGACGCCGUCGUUUUCCACGCCGCCGACAUUUCUUCGCAGCCUUUGCCCGCUCCGGAACAACGGAAAUCGUCGCAGAUCUACGUUUUCAACUCCAUGGAGACUCCUAAUAACAGUGGCCGAUUUGCCGUUCCAAGUAUGAAAUUUUUUGAUAAUAAUGGUCAAUAUAAGGGCGAAAUACGAAAAUUCACAAAAAAAAUAAGGCUAUAGUGCUUUGGAGAGUUUUUCAAGAUGUCAUUUUCAAGAUCGAGGCGAGAAAAAAAAAUUUCUGAAAAGGAAAUUUUCGAAACGAAAUUAGUUGUUGUCUCAAAUUUGUCCAAGAUUUGAGUCCAAAAAAAAUUCCGAAAUUUGGACCUUUUUUUCUAGAUUUAAUUAUUAUUAUUUUGUUUCUGAUUCAAGUUAUCAAGUGAAAAAAAAGUAUCAAAAAUUUGCUUUUUCAGACAAUUUUUUUCAACUGGACGUCGACGUUUCUGUACGCUUCGGACGCCAUUCACAAGUACGGAUCUUUCUGGAUUCCAACAAAAAAACGGCGGAAAGUCGAGGCUUCAAAGUCCAGGUGAAAUUCCAGGAACUUUUUAUAGAAUCUGUCAAAUUUUGAAAAAAAUGUUUAUUGAUUUGUACAGGGGGAAAAAAACAAGUCAGUUGCUGAUUUGUGGCUGAGUCUGGACCUGCUGUUGGUUCUGCUGCGACGGACCGAAACCGGCUUCGCGUUUGCCGUAGUAACCAUAGUAGCCGUAGCUCGGCCAGCCGUAUCCAUAGCCACCGUAUCCACCGUAGCCACCGUAACCGCCGUAACCACCGUAGAGACCUUCGUAACCGUAGUAGGGGUAGCCGUAGUACUGGGCUUGGGCCAGAGCCAGAAGGCAGGCGAGGAGCAGGAGAAUAGAGAUGGAUUUCAUUCUUUGACGGUACUUUCCAAGAGACUUCCCCCCUUUUUAUAGUUUCCUCCCAGGGUGUUUGCCAAGAACCGUUUGGCAGAUUCCUUUGAGAUAUAUUUGCGUUUGAUCUAUUUGAUCGGUUUCCCAGUUUCUCGGAAGCUUUUUGACGGGCUCGAAGAUCUUCGAGUUGCGAGAAGGUUUUUAAUUGAGGUCAAAAGUUGGACCUGGCUAAAGGAGAAGUUUGAAAAAGCGACGUCUCUUUCUUUGAUUUUCUUCAAUUUUGAACUUUUACCGAUCGCCUUUUAUUGCCGUAUUCAAAGUGACCCCGCGAAAUCAAAAUUCAUAAAAUUCAAAAUUCAAAAUUCAAAAUUAAAAAUGACCGUCAUAAAAGGUAAAUGAUAAAUAUAUUUUGGAGAGUCAGAGAUAACUUUGAAUUUGGCAAAAAUUUUGAACAUUGGUAACGCGAAACGGACGUGCUGCGGACGUUUUCUCGGCAUUUCUAGUGACCACUUUAGUAACGUCAGCACUCUUAAGUGAUCCCUAGAACUGCUCAGAAAAGUCCGGUGCACGUCCGUACCAAUGUCCGAGAACGGUCAAAAAACCCGAUUGGGAGAAGAAAUUAUCAGAAAAACUCAAAAUUUUCCGGUUUUUUCAAUUACUUUAUUCACUCUACUGUAGGUCAUCAGUUGAAGGAGCAGGUUCCUAUUCAAUUAAAAGGUCUUGAGACGAAUAUUGAAAUAUUACGCGAAGAGGAUAGAUUUUGACGUUUAAUAUUCAGAGCUACUUCAUGAACCCACAGAAGCUGAAAAAGACGAAAAGCGGCAUUUACGGACUAGUUUCCAACUGUGACACGGCAUCUAAAAGAGAAGUUGCUCUUGCGGAACUCGCCAAGUUUGAUUUAAAAAGAAGAAAUAAACCAUAUGGUUCAUUAAGACACAUGGACGUGACUAUCGGUGGGAAAUGUGCCAAUAAGCCGGGUCUUCGAACAAUUUGUCCUCCGUAUCAAGAAUGCCUCGAUAUCUUCGAGCAAUACCCGUUUUAUAUAGCUCUGGAGAAUACGGUAGUGUCUCUUUAGCUGUGUGAGGGGAUUAAUUGAAAGUUCAGGUUUGUGAGGAUUAUGUGACGGAAAAGUAUUGGAACCGCGUUGGCCUGCCGAGUAUUCCGAUUGUUAUGCGCCGUCGGGUUUAUGAGAAGUUGGUUUUUUUUGUUGCACGAAAGUAUGCUCCAAUGAAUUAUUUCUUUGAUUGGCCUCUCAAACGUCCUUUUUUUAGAUUUGAGGUGAAAAAGUCCCAGUUAGGGCAUAAAUUUGCCCGACGUGAUGUUUUUGGCUCACUCUCUAUGCGCCUUUAAAUUGAGCAUUGACUUGAUUUUUUCCAAGUUUAAAGGCGCAUAGGGUGCCAUUUUUCAAGAUAGCCAGAACGAUUUUUAGAAUCUCAAAAAAUUCUGAAUAAGAUUUUAUGCGAAAAUUUAAAUUCCAGGUAUUUCCCGCCAAAAUCGUUUAUCGCUAUGGAUGACUACCGUAACCCGAAAGAAAUGGCCGAACACUUGAAAGUCCUUCAAGCCAAUGAGUGAGUUUCAGGAGUUUGCUGGAAUUAGCCUUGGAGCGCAUAAAAUUGAAAAGUAAUGGCGUUUUUUUUUUUGAAACGCCAAAUUCAGUUUUUAAUAAACUUGAAAUUAAACAAUUCAAUUUUUGAGUUCAAUUGUUAGCAGUGGAGCAAAGAAGGCUGAAAAAUUAGAGGCUAGUUAGAAAAAAAAUUGGUUUCAUUCUCGGAAAAGUGGUGUUGAAAAACUGUGAAAAUACGAUUUUCAGUUUGCUGUUUCAGUGAAAGAAUUUUUCUUGACUCCGAUGCUCUCACCAGUGCUUCUUUCAAUACCAGAAAGCUUUAAAAAAUAUACUUCGUCCAUCUCUGCUCUUAUUGCAUGUCGAAUGGCUUAAAACGUUGCGGCCGACCCAAAGCGGCUUGCGCCUGAGGAUGUAUAUUUUUAUAGCUAUCUGAUCAAGUGAAAAAAAUUUGAAAAAAAUUGAUGAUUUUAUUAAAAAAAUCUUAAAAACUUUUGUACGCCGAAAUGUCCGAAUUGUUGAAUUGAACCAUUUUGGAGACCUUUUUCCUCAAUUUUUCCCGUUUUUUCAGGAGCUUAUUUGAAUUUUUAGAACAGCCUAUGCGGAAUACUUCAAAUGGAGGAACGGCGAAUGGACGACGGCCCCUUGGAACUCUCCAGGCUACCGUAACGGAGUGUGCCGCGUUUGUGAGCUUUUGUGGAAACGCGACGAGAAUUCCACGAGCAAAUCGGUUUUGAUUCAUGUUUUUUGUGCCGAAAAUGUCUUGAAAUCAACGGAUAUUCCUUCGAAAAAUUCAAUUUUUCUUAAUCUUUCCUCACAGUUUAUUUAAUUAGAGAGGUAAAGUGGUCCCUGCAGAAAACCUUAGGGGCCCUCUAGGGACCACUUUACCAAUCCCUAUAGGGGCCACUAGAUUGCGAAAGUGGUUCCUAUGGGGGUUUCAGUUAGUAGCUUCUAGUAGGGACAAAAAAAGGAAAAAUAAAAAGAAAGAGAAAAACAGAAAAAUAAUUUUUUUUGAAAUAAACUGAAAGAUCCUUAUAGGGACCACUUAAGCUUUGGGGGUAAGGGGUCUGGCCCUACACCCCUAUAGGGACCACAUUUUGGGUCUCUGUUGGGGUUGUUCCCCCCAACUUCUAUAGGGACCACUCUAAAAUUUCUAAGUAAGCCUCCCACGAAAAGGAUUAUAUCGAAUUUUUGCAGAUCGAAAACGUCUGGACCUGGUUUGAUGAAACAGCCAAAUGCGAAAAGGACGAAUUUGUACAGUCUUGGAUUAAAUCUUGA
Messenger RNA from Caenorhabditis auriculariae, 7889 nucleotides. NCBI's taxonomy places the organism in Eukaryota, Metazoa, Nematoda, Chromadorea, Rhabditida, Rhabditidae. The record is from the annotation of a GenBank genome assembly.